CAAGAAUCUCCCAAGACCGAAAGUCCGCCAGUCAUACUCAAGUAUCAGUACAGUACCUCCUCAUGAUGGCUCAUAUCGAAUGAAUGCAAUGCAUACCGGAUGAAAUGCAUGCCCAAUUGAUCUCGAGUGACAAAGCAUGAUUGGAAUGACCGCCGCAUGGGAUGGCCGAUGUCAUCCAUCGUAGGCAUCACUCUCACUCACCUGGCGUACUCACCUCAGCAUGCUACGUACUGUGCCUGAAAGCUCGAGGAACCUUAGGGAAGGCAUUAUUACCAGCGCAAGGGCAGUUUCAUAUAAGGCCACAACCCCGUUCGUUCCAUCCUCAUCUCCAUUCCACGCAGACACGAGACACCAGACUAGCACGUAUGCCAGAAAGCAAAAAGUCGAGACACGCCAAGAGAAUUCCAGACGUCCGGUAGCACUGUCCUCAAUAUAUACCCAUUGAUCCCCUCGCCUCCCAGGCCCUCGUUUUUUGGAGAGAGGAUAAAUCUUUCAUUGUUCAUGGGGUCAACUUAAUCUUCUUCAGUCGCUCUUUUUCUUCCGCUCCUCUUUCUCUUUUGUUGGGUUUCGUCCCUUGGGGGAGUUUUGGGGAACAGGACAACCAAGGGAGGACGAAGUGAAACGCGAAAAUGAGUGUGGGAUUACAUAUACUGAAUGGUGAUGGGAGUGAGAUGACGAGAAAAGACAAAGAAUUUCAGAAGAUACCACAGUCAGAGGAGGAGGAUAUCCGGAUGAAUCUCGCGAGGUCUUUUAAUGCUGGUCAACAUCUGGAGACGUGGAGGGAUGCCAUAAAGGGAAAUCCGAAAGCAUUGGGGUGGUGUAUGUAUCCGCAUCUACUGGGAGUGAAGGAAGCAAGUGAUUUGGGAUCCUCGUUCUGAUUGUGAUGUUGUAGGCUUCUUUUCGCUGUUUAGUUGUAUAAUGUGGGGGUAUGAUGGUUUAGCUAGUUCGGUACGUUACACCUACCUAUCCUCUACCCAUCCCCCGUCGUCCUGCCGUUAUUAUAGCAUUUGGGAACGACGCUGAUGUGGAGAUGCGGAGAUUGUUCUCGCAAUCGGGCAGUUUCGCAAGGACUAUGGGAACGACAAUUUCAGACAAGGCGAAUACAUCAUUCCUGUAAUAUGGCAGCUCGGCCUCGGCGCAGCGAGUCUUUUUGGUCUCCUAUUCGGAGGAGUGGGCGCUGGAUUCGUCUCGAAGAAAUGGGGGAGACAGAUCUGCAUGGCUGUCUCUUACUGCAAGUUUUCCCUCCUAACCAAAUUAUUCUCCAUCUAAUUGUGAUCCAGCAUUGAGCAUCGCAGGCGUAUUCCUCCAAUACUACUCCUCUCCCGGGAAUAUGCCAAUGCUCUUUGGAGGCAAAGUCCUAGCCGGUAUUCCCCUCGGUGUAUUCAUUACCAUCGCCCCGACUUACUGCGCAGAAAUCGCACCUUUUGCCCUCCGCGGAUCUGUCACGGCAGCUGUGAAUUGGAGUUUGGUCCUGGGACAGUGUCUGGCAUAUGUGGUGAUGCGACAAACACAGUACUCGGAUGGACCGAACGCAUACCUUAUUCUUUUCGCAAUACAAUGGGUGUUUGCAGGUGCUGCGUUAUUGGCUCUGCCUUUCUUUCCCGAGAGCCCGUAUCAUCUUGUGAGCCAGGGACGGAUAGAAAAAGCGAAAAAAAAUAUAAGGAGGUUGAGGAAGUCUGGGUUCGAUGUCGAUGGGUAUAUUGCGAGUAUCGAGGUGGAUCUCGAAACGCAGGCUAGGACUGAGCGGGAGGCGAGUUUCAAGGAGUGUUUCCGAGGCAAGAAUUCGAAAAGGACAUUGAUUGCCAUGUCAACGUUUUUUAUUCAGUCAAUAUGUGGAAUUGGCUGGAUCAUUGGGUAUGAUUUCCGUUUUCUCGGGAUUUUGGAGACAUUAGCUAACUUUGAUGGUCAGAUAUAUGGCCUACUUCCUUCAACUGGGCGGAUUGAGCGAAGCCUCUUCUUUCGAUGCCACCGUCGCACUUUCCUUUCUUAUGCUUCUAGGAAACAUGGCAGGCUGGAUCUUCGUCGAGAAAUUCGGUCGUCGUGACACUGCGCUUUAUGGUAUGUCCAUAUCCCCCUUCGCCUCGAAUUCUUGAGGUUCCAAUGCUAACAAAUCCUCAGGUUGCAUAACCUUGGCAUCAUCCCUCUUUCUCAUCGGAAUUUCCGCCACGAUUCCCUCUAAAAAAGCAAUCUGGGCCCAAGUGUCUUUCAUGGCCGUCUGGUCUUUCACCUACCAAUCCACCAUUGGUAGUGUCGCUUGGCCCAUCGUGACCGAAGUCUCCAAGUCCUCUUUACGAGGUCACACUCAAUCCCUAGCCACCGUUACACAAGGACUAGUAGGCGCCGUGUCUGGCGUUUCAUUACCAUUCCUUGUGAAUCCGGAUCAGCUGAAUAUGGGAGGGAGAGUGGCAUUUAUAUACGGUGGCAUUCUGGGAUUUAGCUGUUUGGGUGUUUGGCGUUAUUAUCCCGAGACCAAAGGGAGGACUUUUGAGGAGAUUGAUAGACUUUUUGAGAUGGGGAUCAACACUAGGCGAUUUAAGCAGACCAAGUUGGCGGCGGAAUAGAUAGAGUACAGUAUCUGCGGGGGUUUUACAGUGUAUAUUUUAAAGAUGGGAUUGGAUGGAUGGAUGUAUAUAUGGGAUAUUGGCAUGAAGCAUAUAUGUAGGCGUUUUUUACCCGGGUACCUAGGUAUUUGAAUACAUUCUCCGAA
This is a messenger RNA of Hymenoscyphus albidus, 2707 nucleotides long. Lineage: Eukaryota; Fungi; Ascomycota; Leotiomycetes; Helotiales; Helotiaceae. The record is from the annotation of a GenBank genome assembly.